AUGUUCCCCCAGGGGCGGCACCCGACUUCCCACCAGGCUCCAGGCCAGCCGUUUAAGUUCACCAUCCCAGAAUCCCUGGACCGCAUCAAGGAGGAAUUCCAGUUCUUGCAGGCCCAGUACCACAGUCUCAAAUUGGAAUGUGAAAAGCUGGCUGGUGAAAAGACGGAGAUGCAGAGACACUAUGUCAUGUACUAUGAGAUGUCUUACGGCCUCAACAUUGAAAUGCACAAACAGACUGAGAUCGCCAAGAGACUCAACACCAUCUGCGCACAAGUCAUCCCCUUCCUCUCGCAGGAGCAUCAGCAGCAGGUGGUCCAAGCGGUGGAGCGGGCCAAGCAGGUGACCAUGGCUGAGCUUAAUGCCGUGAUCGGGGUACGCGGACUGCCCGGCCUUCCACCUACGAAGCAGAUAGAGACACAACAUCUUCCACACAACCACGGCGGUGCCCCAGUGCCCCUCACGCCUCACCCUGCUGGCCUGCACCCCUCACAGCUGGGCGGUUCAGCCAGCCUGCUGGCGCUUUCGGGAGCACUUGGUGCCAUGCCUCCCCAUCUGGCGGGCAAAGAAGGAGCUGAUAAAAAGCCACACCUUUCAGGGGCUGAUUCACACCCAGGAGGACCCGAGCACUUGAGAGAUCGGGAACCAGGCACAAGUAACUCGCUACUGCCAGAAAGCCUCCGUAACUCAGACAAACGACGGAAUGGACCCGACUUUUCAAACGACAACAAGAAGCGCAAAGUAGAAGACAAGGACUCCAGCCACUAUGAUAGCGACGGAGAGAAAAGUGAUGAUAAUUUAGUGGUGGAUGUCUCAAAUGAGGAACAAGCCUCCCCUCGCAGCACGCCCAUCCCCUCCCCGAGAGAGAAUGGCUUGGAUAAAGCACGCCUCCUCAAAAAGGACCCCUGCAGUCCUGCUUCGACUGCAUCUUCGGCUAGCUCUUCCUCCCUCAAAUCCAAAGAAAUGGCAAUGCGAGACAAAGCGGGAACCCCUGGUCUCAAGUCAAGCACACCCACGCCAAGAGGGGAUUCCACCCCAGGUCCAAGCACCACACCUGGUGUACGGCCCAGCCUGUCAAAACCACCGUCUAUGGAGAUCCCACAUCCACCUUCUGCAGGUCUCAGGACUCCCCUUGCUGUGCCUGGCCCGUACCCAGGCGCAUUCAGCAUGUUGCCCCAUGCUGCGGGGAUGAACGGCGAACUUGCGGGGGCAGCCAGCGCUGCUGCCUAUGCUGCUGGACUUCACAACAUUUCGCCUCAAAUGAGUGCUGCUGCUGCCGCCGCUGCAGUGGCUGCAUAUGGGCGCUCACCAAUGGUCGGCUUUGAUCCACACCCUCACAUGCGGGUUCCUGGAAUGCCUCCCAGUCUGGCAGGAAUCCCUGGUGGCAAGCCUGCCUAUUCCUUCCAUGUUGCAGCAGAUGGACAAAUGCAGCCGGUGCCAUUUCCUCCAGACGCCCUGGUAGGCCCAGGUAUCCCUCGCCAUGCCCGUCAGAUCAACACGCUUAACCAUGGCGAGGUAGUCUGCGCCGUUACCAUCAGUAACCCAACGCGGCACGUCUACACGGGUGGAAAGGGCUGCGUCAAGGUGUGGGACAUCAGUCACCCUGGCAACAAGAGUCCUGUGUCGCAGCUCGACUGUUUGAACCGAGACAACUACAUCCGCUCCUGCCGCCUCCUCCCUGAUGGUCGCACGCUGAUCGUGGGUGGUGAGGCGAGCACACUGUCCAUCUGGGAUUUGGCCACACCCACUCCUAGGAUCAAGGCCGAGCUGACGUCAUCAGCGCCGGCAUGCUAUGCUCUGGCCAUCAGCCCGGAUUCAAAGGUGUGCUUCUCAUGCUGCAGUGAUGGCAACAUCGCUGUGUGGGACUUGCACAACCAAACUCUGGUCAGGCAGUUCCAGGGCCACACAGACGGAGCCAGCUGUAUUGACAUUUCCAAUGAUGGCUCCAAACUGUGGACCGGAGGACUGGAUAACACUGUCCGGUCGUGGGAUCUGCGAGAGGGACGCCAAUUGCAGCAGCACGACUUCACGUCGCAGAUAUUCUCUCUCGGCUACUGUCCGACUGGGGAGUGGCUGGCUGUUGGAAUGGAGAGCAGCAAUGUGGAGGUCCUUCAUGUGACCAAACCAGACAAAUACCAGCUGCAUCUUCACGAGAGCUGUGUGCUCUCCCUGCAGUUUGCAUAUUGUGGUAAAUGGUUCGUGAGCACCGGGAAGGACAACUUGCUAAACGCAUGGAGAACUCCUUAUGGUGCCAGCAUAUUCCAGUCUAAAGAAUCCUCUUCGGUGCUCAGCUGUGACAUAUCUGCAGACGACAAGUACAUCGUCACCGGUUCCGGAGACAAGAAGGCUACUGUCUAUGAGGUCAUAUACUAA
Nerophis lumbriciformis (worm pipefish) is the source of this 2370-nucleotide messenger RNA. NCBI's taxonomy places the organism in Eukaryota, Metazoa, Chordata, Actinopteri, Syngnathiformes, Syngnathidae. The record is from RefSeq and is a predicted model, not a curated record.